This is a messenger RNA of Raphanus sativus (radish), 1521 nucleotides long. RefSeq names its product PI-PLC X domain-containing protein At5g67130. The transcript has 8 exons. NCBI's taxonomy places the organism in Eukaryota, Viridiplantae, Streptophyta, Magnoliopsida, Brassicales, Brassicaceae. Gene Ontology annotation, biological process: lipid metabolic process. Bases 127 to 1347 code for a protein of 406 amino acids. The record is from RefSeq and is a predicted model, not a curated record. Gene Ontology annotation, molecular function: phosphoric diester hydrolase activity.
UGCAAAUUACGGUUGAAAGUCUUUAGGGUUACAAAGUAGUUUCUUCUUCCCAAAGUCUUUGGGGCUUAUUAAAUUAUUUUUCUCUUUUCAAAAGUUUUAUGGGAUUUUGUAGCAAGAAAGAAGACAAUGUUUCAGAAACUCACCUUCUUUCUAACUGUUCUUCUCAUUCCAUGUUUUCUCAUCUUUAGCCCUUCUUCUGCCCUUAAGGAAGGAGAAACAUGCAUCGUGAGCAAGAAUUGUGAUCCAGGACUUCACUGUGAAUCAUGUCUCUCAAGCGAUAAUUUCCGACCUAGAUGCUCCCGAAUGCAAACCGUUAACCCCACCUCUAAGGUGAAAGGGUUGCCUUACAACAAAUACACAUGGUUGAUGACACACAAUUCAUAUGCUCGAAUAGGUGCAAAAUCAGCCACAGGGUCUAUGAUUCUUGCUCCUUCCAACCAACAAGAUUCAAUCACAAGCCAACUUAUUAAUGGUGUUAGAGGUUUUAUGCUUGACAUGUACGACUUCCAAAACGAUAUAUGGCUUUGCCAUUCUUACGGCGGAAAUUGCUUCAAUUACACGGCCUUCCAACCGGCGCUUAACAUUUUACGCGAGUUUCAAGUGUUUUUAGACAAGAACAAGGAUGUGAUUGUGACGCUUAUCAUCGAGGACUACGUGAAAUCUCCCAAUGGUUUAGGCAGACUGUUUGAUGCAUCCGGCUUGCGAAAUUUCUGGUUUCCGGUAGCAAGUAUGCCUAAGAACGGAGAAGAUUGGCCUACCAUCGAUGAAAUGGUAACUAAGAACCAACGGUUGCUGGUUUUUACGUCAAAUCCUCAAAAGGAAGCUACUGAAGGAAUCGCAUUUUUAUGGAAAUACAUGGUAGAGAAUCAAUAUGGAGAUGGAGGCAUGAGGCCUGGAGUAUGUACCAAUAGACCAGAGUCAGCUGGUAUGGGAGAUACAUCGAGAUCACUAGUUCUUGUAAACUAUUUUCCGGACACUGCGAAUUUGAUGGGAUCUUGUAAACAGAACUCUGCUCCUCUUCUUGACACCAUCAUGAAAUGUCAAGAAGCCUCGGGACAACGCUGGCCUAACUUCAUUGCAGUUGAUUUCUACAAGAAAAGCGAUGGUGGAGGAGCUCCAAAAGCAGUAGAUGUUGCAAACGGCCGUUCACUUUGCGGCUGUGACGACAUAGCCGCUUGUAAGGAGAACAUGCCGUAUGGGACGUGUGAGAAACGUGAAGAAGAGCCGAGCAAACUUGAUUCGAAACUCAUGAUGAUUGCUAAACUUACAGCCGAUGCUACCAAACCGACCCAACUUGGGCUUUCUGUGUUUGUUGUAACCUUUGUCUCACUUCUCUCAUUUUUUUGACAUUGAUGGUUACGUUUUAUACUAACUAAUAUAUGUUCCGGUUUCGGUUCGCAAAGAAUCAAACCCGAUUAAACUCGGUACCAAGUCAAAACUUAUUUUACUUGUAAUGAUACACACACAUUGCAUUUAUUCAGCAAAUCACAUUUGCAAUAUAAAAAUAAACAUUAAUAUCCA